Mollisia scopiformis is the source of this 3435-nucleotide messenger RNA. Its product is annotated as WD40 repeat-like protein. Lineage: Eukaryota; Fungi; Ascomycota; Leotiomycetes; Helotiales; Mollisiaceae. Gene Ontology annotation, molecular function: protein binding. The record is from RefSeq and is a predicted model, not a curated record. The transcript is spliced from 2 exons. Gene Ontology annotation, biological process: tRNA methylation. Gene Ontology annotation, cellular component: cytoplasm. The annotation marks the transcript as partial.
CAUGAUCAUAUCUUGAAUCCCAUCACUGCUUUGGAGUUCUACCAAAGCCCAGAUGGGCCACUUCUCCUUUUAGCUGGAGAAGGAUCAUUCUUAAAGAUAUUCGAAGCAGAAAAUUCCAAGCUGUUGGGCCAGUGUAAAGUCUUCGAUGGCCAAGCUAUUCAUGGAAUCAUCGCUGCAAAGAACGCCCAAGACGAUGAUGUACAUAUCUUGAUCUGGGGCGGGUCUUUCUUGACCCUGCUUAGGACACAUGACUUCGAACAGAUCCUCGCGCAAAGUCUAACUCGCAUCGCCGUGGCAGCUGCCGAAGCGUCUGACUGGAUUCUUGAUGCGGCUCUUUCUCCACUCGUUCCUGGCUGUUGUUUCCUCAUUACAGCUCAUAACACUGUUGUUCGCGCAACACUCGACAAGACUUCAUCAUUCAUCGAGUUCGAGACAGUGGCUUCCCCGUCGAGGUCAAUCUUGUAUUCGGCACAUAUCUUGGCCGAACCUUCUGGCGAGAUCCUGGUAGCUGCAGGGACAGUCUUUGGAGAAAUCAUUAUCUGGUCAUGUUCGAGCUCAGGAACUACCCAAGUAUUGUUUACCUUCACAGGCCACGAAGGCUCAAUCUUUGGAGUCAACAUCUCCCCGCCUUUGACACUUGCAUGCAAGCGUCGGGGUCGAUUGCUUGCGAGCUGCAGCGAUGAUCGAACUAUUCGGGUUUGGGAUCUUACAACAGACUCCCCAACUAGAACAGUGAAUGACCAAGUAGGUCUUGUACGGGAAACGGGUUUCGGUCCAAAUAGUGAUGAUCAAGCUCAAUCAGAAAACAGGUGCAUCGCCACAGUCAUGGCUCAUGCUUCUAGAAUCUGGCGGGUUAAAUUUCUCGUGGAUCAAGGAUGUCUGAGUCCAUCGUUAGUGAGCCUGUUGUCCUUUGGAGAGGACUCAUCGACUCAGCAGUGGAGUUUGAACAUCGACUCUUGUACCGCUUCAAACCCCAAAGCCGAUCAUACCUCGGAAACUUUGAGGCUAAUGCAUGUAAGCACGUUCGCUUUCCACAGUGGAAAGCAUAUUUGGUCAACAGCGCUACACUAUUGUAAUCCAUUGGCAGCCAUUCUUGCUACAGGUGGAGCAGAUGGCAAAAUAUCUUCACGUGCUGUAAGUCUUCUUGAAGAGGAGUCUUCCCGAGCCUCGUGCCAUGAUGAGUUGGGACCAUCUUACGGAAUAUCUUCUCCUGGGAACACCGAUGUUCAAUGCAACUCAUGGGAUCUUGAAGAAGACAUACUCAAGCAUCUUUCUCUCAUCCCGUCAGUCGACGAAAGCAUUAUCAAAGGGCUCGACUCAGAGGCCAUCGAGAUCAAGAAACCCAAGAAAAUCGUCAAAGAUGCUUUCAACAAAUAUGACUUCAUUUCUGAGAACCAGCUACUUCUUACAACCACAUUUGGACGCGUUUUACUUAGUAAGAUUGGCGUGUCACAUCAAUGGGAAGAAUUAGAGCUUCCAAAAACAGCCGAAUACGACCUCAAAUCAUAUUCUGUUGUUCAAGGCAUUCCAGAAUGUGGUUUGGCAUAUAUAGCAGGAGCAAAUGGCAAGAUCUAUUGCUAUGUCGGUGGUGCGAUAUUACUGGAAGCCGGGAAUGUCAAUGGCAAGGUAGCAGAUAUGUUCAAAAUAUUCAAUCCAGCUACGAAAGGCUUUGAAUUGCUGGUCACUACUUUGGGAACUGGGAUGGCAACAUUAUUCAGCAUUGGUUCUACCGCUACAGGGUUGAUACACCUCUUCGCAACGUUCACACUUCCCCCGAAGUUCAUGGUCACAAUUGCUGGGAGGAUAGAUGAUUUACUAGUUCUUGGAUCACGUACUGGCUCACUGGCAGUCCUUGAUCGUGAAGAUCGGGCUGUCUUGCAUGGAGUGGGGAGAGGCAUGACUUCCACCCAAGACGCAAUCACCACCAUUAUCCCUCUGCCACACCAAGCCAGUGAAAACAGCAUGGCCAGCUACUUCCUCACAACGGGACGUGAUGGCGUAUAUUCUAUUUUCGCGAUAGAUAAAUCCGAUAAUGGCGCUAUUCGCUGUGUUCAUGUUGGUAGCUUACCAUUUGGUCCUAUUGUUGAGGCAGCUUGGUUGGACGGUGCUGAGCUGCUUUUGUACGGAUUCAAGGGAAAGAAUUUCAUCGUCUGGAACGAGACCAAACAACUUGAGGUCAUGAGUGUUGAAUGCGGAGGUGCACACAGGAGCUAUGCAUAUUCGCCACUACGAAAAUCCUCUGGGGGUCAUUUCGCAUAUAGUAAGGCAUCGAAGUUAUACAUAUAUUCACAGCAAGCUCCAUCUCACACGAUCGUGAAGCGAAGCGGACACGGUCGAGAGAUCAAAGCAUGCGCCGUUUCCCCAAAUGGGGAAUAUGUGGCAACUGGUGCUGAAGACACAGCGAUACGCAUCUGGAGCUACGACGAUGAUGGUAAGCCUUUAGAGCACCGGCUUCACUGUCAUGCUAUUAUGCAGAACCAUUCCGCGGGUAUUCAGCACCUACAAUGGCAUGGCUUGAACUACCUUUUCAGUAGUGGUGGGAACGAAGAGUUUUUCCUGUGGUCAAUUGAACGUAUUCCUGGAUUCGGUCUGGGAGUUGUUUGUGAAGCAGCCUGUCCUGAUCAGAGCGCCGACCGAGACUUGAGAAUUAUGAGUUUAGAUGUUUCUGAUGUUGAUGGUGAUAACUUGUUGGUCAGCUUAGCGUAUUCAGAUUCGACAAUGCGAACCUACACGUACUCCAAGCAGAACAGAUUUUGCUUGGUGGCAAAGGGGAUAUACACAUCCUCUUGCUUGACGCAGAUUCGACACCUUCGAGUCUCCCCCAAAGAAGUACACAUCAUAACGGCAGCCACCGAUGGCAACAUCAGCUUAUGGAGAAUCGAUCUCUCACCACCGAAGACAAUUUGUGGAUCCUCGCCCUCGGAGUUUACUUUCCUUGGAACUCGGAAAAUCCACCAGAACACUAUCAAGUCUUUGGACUUCGUCAAGUAUACUGACGCGUUCUUGGUUGUCACUGGCGGAGACGACAAUGCCUUAGGAGUCUCGAUUUACUCCAUAAACCAGCUCCCCAGUGAAGCUGCAGUUACGAAACCAUUGAGCUACAUCUUGAGAUCAGCACAUGCAGCUGCCAUCACUGGACUCUGCAUUGUCCCCAUAGAUGAAGUCAGCCCAUCGAUGGACAUCGUCAAAAUUGUGUCCUCGAGCAAUGAUCAAAGGAUUAAAGAGUGGCAUGUCCAACUCUCGACUAGUACGGCCGGUGACUUGAGCAUUGUCAACAUCCAGAAUCCGAGCGAUGAGUUCACCUCUGUCGCUGAUAUUGGAGAUGUGGUAUUUUUGAGAGCCCGGAAUAAUCAUGUUCAUGAAUCCCAAGAGCAGAAGGUGUUGAUCGUUGGGAAUGGUAUGGAAAUUUGGAAACUCCCUGGGUGUUCGAGAUGA